AUGGUGGAGGACGUACAGAUCCCGAAGCCUUUGCUGGCAGCAAAGUUCAGCUCCCCAGUGGAAAUGGCGACAUGGGAGAAAUCUCUUCCCAAAAAUGAACGUGUGCCAUAUGAGUUUAUUACCCCCCAGAGACAAAAAGAAGAUGGGGGUCUCAGUCGCUGUGCGAGUCUUCAGUAUACCCAGCUCCAAAGGCCUGCAACUGCUCGACGACCGCGCACUAACCCUCCGGAGCUCACUCAAUGGGAGCGUCUCACCAAAGCUCAAAGCUGGACCCCGACCAAUUCUGAAAAAGAGAAGGAAGCCCUCGCAUGGGCGGAAAAAGCACCGAUCACACCAAUCACUCCUCUGGCAGAAACAACCAUGACCAGUCCUGUCCCCUUGAGUAGCCCAACGUUGAACGAAACUCAGCAUGCGAUGCACGACGUUUACGAAAAAGCAAAACUCCGAGGCGCUGCGCUUCAGCGAAAGAAAUGGGUUCGCGUCUCGUUCGAAAUCAGCGCCUAUACGCUUUUAAUCCUGAUUAUUUACUUCGUUCUGGUCGGUAUACCUCUAUGGAAGGGGGCCGUUUGGUGGUUAUAUUGGGUCGUCAGCCACGAGUUCGUGAUCCAAGGUGGCUGGGCGAUCCUCAUUGGCUUAGCCUUCUUGUAUGAGCACCCUGGUCUACCCGCGAAGAAAUCAAUGUGCGAUGUGCUAACUUCUCUCUACAGAUAUGCAUUCUGCCCUCUUCUGAUUCUCUUCGAAAAAGAUCCCCCGCCCGCAGAUACAAUUGGCAAUGACAUUGACGUCGAGCAGAAUCUCUCCAAAGCGAAAACUACAGCCUUGAUUAUCCCAUGUUAUAAGUCGGCCCAGAUCAUCGGUCCGACCUUGGAAGCCGCUUUGAAGAUCUUCCCAGCAGAGAACAUCUUUGUCAUCGCCAAUGGCAACUCAGAAACACCUUUGGAUAACACCGAAGAGGUCUGUCGUCCGUUCGGAGUCAACCAUUUGUGGGUGCCGAUCGGUUCUAAGAUCGUCGCCCAGUUUGCGGGGUCAUAUGCUGCCGAUGGCUUCGAGAAUGUGCUGCUGAUUGACGAUGACUGCGCAUUGCCUGCCAACUUCCCUAUUGUCAGCGACCGCCUGAAGGGCAAAGUCAAGUGCAUUGGAUACACCAUCAAGAGUGUUGGUCCGAAUUCUACCCCUGGCACUUGGUGUCAGCAAGCGCAAGAUAUGGAGUAUAAAAUGUCCGGGAUUCAAAGAACAUUCUUUGGAAUGCUCGGGAGUGCUACCUUCCCCCACGGUGCCAUCUCUCUAUGGAAAACGGAGUUUCUCAAGGCUACCUUUAAUGAGCAUCCUGGGUACUCUGUCUCAGAAGACUGGUUCUUCGGAGAUGCGUGUCGGCGUCUCGGCGGACGCAUUACCAUGUGCUCUUCUGUUUUUGUGGAAACCAAGACCCCAUCAUCGGUGUUCUUCAGCGGGAGCGGCCGUCGAGGUGGCUUUGGCGAAAUGACUGUUUUCAAGCAAAGAUUCAAGCGAUGGAACUUUUUCUUCGUGAUUGGUAUGUAUUAUGAUAUGAAAUACAUUUUAUCAAGCUGGAAGCUCCACGGGUGGGAGUUUGGUGCUAAGCUGGCUGUGUGGCAAGAGGUUUAUGAAACUCUAAUUUACCUCCUCGCGCCAUUCAUGCUUCCUAUCUCCUUCAUUGUUAGACCAGGGUUCAGCGGCAUUCUCCUCGGCGCGACCAUUGGAAUGUACGUCAUCAACGUAUUCAUAUUCAACGAGAUCCAUCUCCGACGAAAAAAAGAGCGCGUCAGCUGGGUGGUCCUCUUGUUCUACUACACCGGCUAUAAAUUCGCUUUAACGGCUAUCAACGUCUUCAGCUGCUACUGGUCGCUCUAUAAAUACGGCCGAUAUUUCUCCAAGCGGCACCUGAAGGUUGUUGAAGACCGACAGGCCAUCGAGGUGGUCAUGAGUCUUGAGAAAGAAACUGGAUCCGCCUCGACUAGCGAAGUUCAGCUCGCUAUUCCGGAGAACAUCACCAUACCCGAGGAAGCACCACUAUCAGUGGAGCCACCACUGCCUGGCCCUUCGGUGACCCGGAAGAAGUCAUAUAAGAAGGUGACCCUCACAAAAGUCGAGGGCCCAAGUCUCCUCAGUGCUGACUCGCCGGAAUCUGAUAAUGAAAGCCUGUACAUACCGAGCAGGCCGGCGAGUUUUCAUUCACAGUCAUCUGCCCUGUCUAUCAGUUCAUGGCUCUAA
Molecule: messenger RNA, 2229 nt
Organism: Penicillium chermesinum
Lineage: Eukaryota; Fungi; Ascomycota; Eurotiomycetes; Eurotiales; Aspergillaceae
Exons: 3
Coding region: 1-2229 (742 amino acids)
Source: RefSeq, a predicted model, not a curated record